Molecule: messenger RNA, 2730 nt
Organism: Theileria annulata
Lineage: Eukaryota; Apicomplexa; Aconoidasida; Piroplasmida; Theileriidae
Exons: 1
Coding region: 1-2730 (909 amino acids)
Source: RefSeq, a predicted model, not a curated record
AUGGGAAAAGUUUCUAUUAUCGCAUCAUUAGUCGUUGGAUUUGUAGCUAUCUCAAUCAUCUGUUUGUCUGUUGGAUUGAUUUAUAGGAAUAAAAAGGCUAAAGUUGAUACUCCUAGCACUGAAAUUAUUUGGUCCUUCCACUUAGAAAAUGAUUCUGACUUGAAACUUAAAGGCAAUCUCGAUGUUAUUGACGUAAACAUUCUUAAAACAGAGAACUAUUCCGUGGGCACAUAUAAUGCUAAUGUUAAUAGCAUUGAGCAUGAAUUUCCUACAGCCAAACUCACUGGAUGGACUCACACAUAUCAACAACCUCUCAUGAUACAGAAAUUUGUUGUUGAAUCCAAUGAGGUCAACUUUUUAAAAGUUGAACCUAUUUCUGGUUUCACGGUUUUCAAUAAUCAAGAUUCAGGUGACUUCGUAACAAUUUGGCAUGAUGAAGACUUUCAUCACUAUUCUCCCAAGGGACAACUUCUAUCAAUAGGUCCAUUCCCAUUUGCAAAUGGAGAUGAUUCAAUCAAUCCAAAUGAUCUAGAAAUACCUACAAAAAUUUCUGAACCUGAACCAGAAGUUGAUUCUACUACUGAUACUGAACUUGAUUCGGAUUUGGAUGCUACCUACAUGAUUAAAGAACCUGAAGUUGAACCUACUAUUGAACUUGAUUCGGAUUUGGAUGCUACCUACAUGAUUAAAGAACCUGAACAAGAAACUUUCGUCAAUAUUCUCCCUGAAAUGAAUCUCACUAAAGAAGAUUUAGUUUUUGAUCUUUCAGCUAUUACUCUUGCUACUGAGGAAACUCCUUAUAAGAUUAUACAAGGAGAUGAUGAAUUGAAUAUUAAGAAACAUAAGGUUGAUGAUGUUUUUAAGAAGUACAGCUGUUCAGUCACUAACGACAGGAAGUUUAAACCUCAUAUUAGGCAUUUCCUCUCUAAUUUCGAACUCGAUUGUGAAAACGUUUCUGAACUUGAGCUUUAUGUUGGUGAAUACGACGAACCAUUGUGUAUUAGAUUAAAAGAUCAGACUGGAUUUAAGACCUAUGUCCAUAGAGGAAACAACAAAUGGGAAUCCAUUAAUGUUCAAGAGUUGAAUACAAAUAUUCUUGAUGAACACUACCUUUUGCUAAGGGAUGAUAUUACAAUGAUUGAUUUUUCCAAAAAAUCAGGGAAUUACAAAUUUGGUAAGUAUAAGGUAUAUGUGACUGAACCUAGUUCAUCUCUACCAGAAUCUGACCCUAGUUCAUCCGAUACAAAUCUAUACCCUGGAUUCAAAGCAUAUAUUCACACUAUUUAUAAUGAUACUGAUAGUUCCGUUGACUUCACCAGUGUCAAGGUUCACAGGUUCAAAUAUGGAGAACUCGGUCUUACUGGGUUUAUGCGUCAUUUCUUAAUACGUAAAUUAUACGUUUAUUUCUGGGAGCCGGAACCAACAAAACCAAUUUAUAUAAGGAUGUUUGUACAUCUUGGUUUCUUAAACUACUUUGGUUAUCCUCAUUACAAUCUACAAACAAACACUUCUAUGUUCACUUAUUACUUAACACUUGCUAACUUUGAAGUGAAUAAUGUUCUGGCUAUCAAUCUAGCAAGACAUGAUCCAUACGAUUUUGAAGGUGGUAUUUCAAGUUAUCAAACCCGAAAUCAAUUAACAGUGAAACGUCAGGAGGAUUAUCCUCUUAAGCCUUUCAGGAGAUGUGUUCAUACCCUUACUGUAGAUGGUGUUAAUAAACCAUUUAGCAUUUUAAAGUUUAUCAACGAACCUAACCUGAGUGUAGACCAAACCAAAGUUUCGUCAUUGGAAGCAUAUUAUCACAAUAAACAUUUGACUAAACCACUUUUGGUCAUUUUGAAUGGAUCAGUAAGACAGAAAUUUUAUAAGCUCGAGAAUAAUGGUUAUGUUUCUAUGGAUAACCUUAUUGUUGAUUUAAAAAACACCUUGAAAUAUUUGGUAUAUCAUAAUUACAAAUAUCUUAAAAUUGAUGUUUCAAAAAUGACCAAUUAUCAUUACACAGGAGAAUCAACUACAUCUUCAUUACCAGAUGCCGAUAUUAUGGUAUCCGUCGAUGAGGUCCAACUGAGUGAAUUCUUUAAGUUUACUCACAGUCUUAGGCUAGACGGUAUUCAAUCUAAAUUUAGAUUAAUUGCAUUGGAUGGUGCUGAUAUUACUUUUGAUGAUCCAGAAUUAACAAGUGUAGAUUCUUACUUUCUUACCAAAGAUAAGCUCAUUCCCUUAAUCGUUGUUCUUAGAGGUGCCGUGGAUGUUGCUUAUGUUUAUAAAAGAAAAAGAUACCUUAGAGAGUCAAUUAACACCUCUAAUCCAUUGGAUGUUUUGAGAAGACUAGCACAUCAGAAUUUUGAUUCACUUUAUUUGAAGUUAGAUCAAACUUCUAGUUACUAUGACAAACAACAGGAUGGGUUUAGUGUAACUGUCUCUAAUGGAGAUACAUCUCAUCAAGGGUAUACACAUUAUGUUCACACAUUUGAAACCCCCAAUGAGCCACAUAAAAAAUACAACAAUGUAAUAUUUCUCAAUGCGAAAAAUUACUUUCAUCUUAAAAUAGAUGAAAGUCAUUAUGUAAAAGCAAACGUCUAUAUUGAUAAUAAUAAGUUUCCAUCCAUUGUCUCACUUAUUGAUGACAAAGGAACUGGUUGUCAUUUCAUUUUCCAAGAUAAUGUUUAUAAAAAGGCAAAGGAAGAAAAUGUAAAUACGAAACUUUCCUCUGGUAGUCAAACAACCUGA